AGCCGCCGUGGCGCCGCCUCCUGUCCCCCCCCGCCUCCCCACCCCCGUCUGAGGGCGGAGGCGUCGCGGCGGCCGGAGCCGGCGGAGCGGCCGCGGUUGCCGGGGGCAGUUGGCUGCGGGCCGUGCCGGUCGCCGUCCCCUUCUGCCUCGCCUCCCCUUCCCGCAGCGCGCUCGGGGGCACCCGGCGGAGAGAGAGAGAGGAGGGAAGGCGAGACGCACCGACCCGGCGGCGGCAUGAACCGGCCUCACCGCGGGGCUGCGGGCAGCCGGAGCCUGGGCACCAUGGAGGUGAAGAGUAAGUUCGGAGCAGAAUUUCGACGGUUUUCUCUGGAGAGGUCCAAACCUGGAAAGUUUGAGGAGUUCUAUGGAUUACUGCAGCAUGUGCACAAGAUACCAAAUGUUGAUGUGCUAGUGGGAUAUACGGACAUUCAUGGAGACCUGCUGCCCAUCAAUAAUGAUGACAAUUAUCAUAAAGCAGUUUCCACAGCCAAUCCUCUACUCAGGAUUUUCAUUCAGAGAAAAGAAGAUGCAGACUACAGUGCCUUUGGUACGGAUACUAUGACAAGGAAGAAAAAUGUCUUAUCAAAUGUGUUACGUCCGGAUAAUCACAAGAAGAAGCCACACAUUGUCAUUAGCAUGCCACAAGACUUCAGACCAGUGUCUUCUAUUAUAGAUGUUGAUAUUCUUCCAGAAACCCAUCGUAGAGUACGCCUUUACAAAUAUGGAACUGACAAACCCCUUGGAUUCUAUAUACGAGAUGGCUCUAGCGUCAGAGUAACACCACAUGGAUUAGAGAAAGUUCCAGGGAUUUUCAUAUCUAGGCUUGUUCCUGGAGGCCUGGCUCAAAGCACUGGCUUACUGGCUGUCAAUGAUGAAGUACUGGAGGUGAAUGGAAUAGAGGUUUCAGGAAAAAGCCUUGAUCAGGUUACAGACAUGAUGAUUGCGAACAGCCGUAACCUGAUCAUUACGGUAAGACCAGCAAACCAGAGAAAUAAUGUUGUGAGGAACAGUCGGACUUCUGGCAGCUCUGGUCAGUCUACUGAAUCUAGCCUUCCAAGUAGCACGCCAAAUAUUUUAGCGAAUUUCUUGCAAGGAGAAGAGGAGAGCGAUGAAGAGGACAUUAUUAUUGAAGACAGUGGUGAGCCACAGCAGAUUCCAAAAGCUGCACCUACCAGUGAAAGCCUUGAGUCCUUGACACAAAUUGAACUCCUUCAUGAGUCAACGCAAAAUGGAUUCCUUCCUUCCAGUGAGAUGAACUUGAAUCAUUCAGCAGGCAGCGUGAGCAUGGAAUAUGAAGUACAAGAUCCAGAUCAUAAGUCAUUAGAAGAAGAUGGAACUAUAAUAACGCUAUGAAAUUACAUUGUGUAUUUUGUAUUAAGUAAGGAUGCCAUACGUGUUUUAAUUUGGCUUAAUGUGUAAUACAUAUUAUACCUCUCCAUCUACCGAGCACUGCAGUUAGAUUAAAAGGAGGGAAAAAAGUAAAUACAAGAAGUUCAAAAUUAUGUAAGUUGACUAACUUCAGUUAAUUCUGCACUUCAAUGUAAAUACUUCACAAAGAUGGAAGAUAGUUGAUAAAUGACUGAAACUGGAUGAAGAAAAUGUAAACUGAAAAUGAAGGAUAGCUAAGAGAUGGCUGUGAGAUUUUUUUAAUGGUACUUUAUAAUUAUUUUUUUUAAUGCAGAAUACUACUGGUUCUAUAGAAGUAAACUUCCAUUAUCGUGUGAGGUUGACUAUCUAAUGUACUGUGGUUUCAUGUUCAUCUCAAGUGCUGCUCAUGUGCGAUGGAGCUGCUUUAGCCACUUCAUUCCUGUUCUGGACUGCUGUUUAGCCGGUAGAGCGUUUGUGUGGCUCUGUAUGAGGAAACUGAAAAAUAAGCAGAGGUUGGGUGGGAAGGGAUGUUCUUGGUUGGUCUAGUUGAGCAACAGGGAUGUAUGAUAGUGGUCAGCAACUGGACAACAGUCAGGAUUUGAAGGUGGGGCCUUCUGAAGUUGACUGUUCCUUUGUAAGUGAAUGUGCAACCACAGGCUCAUUAGUCAUGCACCUUUACUGUUUGUAAUGGCCAGGCAAGCUUACUUUUAAUGACUAUGAUUUUGAAAUUCAAAUGUGAAAGUCUUAACACUUAUGUAUUGAAGGCCUGUUCUCAUUUUUAGUUUGCAGUGUUUAAGGAUAUCAUUUGAUUUAGUUGCUAAUCCCAGUAAAUUUCAAAGAAAUCAAAUGUAAAAAUGCUACAGAAACAACAUAACAAUCUGUGUUAAAAUUGCAGUCCUAGUAGAAGCUGUAAAGAUUUUUACUAGGAAAGGUUUGUUGUAGUGGGUCUGAAUUAUGUAAAAAGUGAUGUUCUUCAAACCUAAGCAAGUUAGAACACCUUAAAUUAAAUCCCUGGGUUAAAAAAAAAAAAGGUUUAAAUCAGAAUGAGGCUAUGAUAGAACUUGCUUGAGCCAUGUGAUAUUAAAUUAUUCAUUAUAAUGAACUAAACUGUAAAUUAUGAUCUUUCUGUGUACCACUGACUGGGUGUUUUGAAUAUUACAAAGUUGCUAUAUGUAAAACAAAAUACUGAUGACAAGUCCUGAUACUGCAAGUGCAUAAGUAUGCCUGUAAUCAGCUGCAAACUUACUAGGAGAAUUGCAGGGAGAGGCUUCUGGCUUUUUCUUUCCCCUUCCCGGUAUCUCUUGCAUUACCCCUCUGUUCCUCAGUUCCCAGUCUGACCCUUCUCUGGAAACGUAAGCUGUGGCAGGAGAAUGAGAUGGGGACUAAUAGCACUGGGGAGAAGGUGGAUGGAGCUUCUCACCGGGGACCCAGCAGUCUCUGCCAAUCUCUAAGAAAGAAAUGGGAUGCUCCCAGUUCUGUACUGUGGUACUGUGCUGAUCAGAGCCAGUAGUCUACGUUCUUGGAAGCAUGUUCUGUCCUGUGGGGGGAUAUGAUGAAUGGGAAAGGAGACUAGCCUCUUUCUUUUCCCUCAGUCUGUCUUGCGGCAACAUCUACCUCUGGUAACUUUACUAAUGAGACUAACUGUAUGUUUAAUGUUAAGGCAUCUGUAAAAGUCUUUAUAGGAUAUCAGAGGCUAAAACUGUAUUUGUUUAAUAUUUUUGUAAUAACGUAAACAAAAUUGCUUCAGAAAUUACUGCUUUUUAAUUUUACUAAAUGCAAAAAUUAAAUUAAUCUCAUGAGCAUAAAAUUUAUGAGCAUGUGCUCUUAUGAGCAUAUUAUCUUAAUUCAUAUCUCAUGAGCAUUAAAUUCAUAUCUCGAGCCUUCAGUACCAUUGGAGUUCAAGUCUCGUGGAUGUCAAGAAAGGCUGUAUUCAUGCCCUUUUUGACUUACGGAGAGUUGGCAUAACAGACAAUGGCACUUUGCAAAUACAGGUUAGAGUUCUGCUUUGUUUUUAUUUAUGGUUUCUUCAGUAUGCAUGUGGAGAGGCCCUGGAAUCUUUUUCUGAUGUGAGCAAGAAUUUUGAAGUGUUUUACUGAUUUUGCUAAUGAUUAUUAAAAAUUAAGUAACUACAUCCACUUAAUAUGAAAUGAGGAAAAGAAACGUUCAUUCUGCAACAUGUAGAUUUUAAAUAGACAUGUUUUCUAUCAGUGCUGCUCUACGCUUCCUUUAUUUAAGGAAGAUUGUUUACUUUAAAAUGUCUUUUUUUCCUUUAUCAAAAGACUUUCCUUCCUGUAUGAAAUCAUCAGUGGAGGGCGACUUUCAUUUAUUAUGCUAGUUUGCACUUCUGUGCCUUUUAUUUACUUGAAUGUAUUGUGAAUAAUCAAAGGAAUAAAGGCACUUGGAUGAGAAGAGAAAUGAGGUCCACAGAUACAGAAGAUGAACUGGUAGUGCGCUUAAUACAGGUGUAAAGUUUCAUUCAGUGGAAAUACAUUAUGGGUCUAAUGUGGUACAUUAGUAUUUUGCAGCUUGGAUGAUAGCUUUGAGCUAUUAACUUACACAGGAGGGUUGAGUCUGAGAGUGUUAGUGUUGCAAGGUAACUUAUUGCUUAGGUACAAACACCCAAGGUUAGUGUGCUGCCAAACUGUGUUACCUAAUCUGUACUUAGAACAGAUGCAUGAAUAGUUUGAAUAUAAAUGCCAGUAUUAAGGACUUGUAGAAAUUUAACUAGGGUCCUACUCUAAAUUGCAUGAGAAUAUAUCUCUUAGGACCUUUCCUGCAAAGCGAUUAAAUGUGAGACAACGUUCUUUUUGACACAUCAUGUUUUGUUUUACAGAAAUGUGGUUACAUGUAGCAAAACCGAGCAUUUGGGACUUCAUAAAAACAUUAAAGAAUAAACCUAAAAAUGGGUUUUUAGAAGUAUGUAUUUACAGUUACAAUGACAGACUGCACAGCAUGUAAUUGCUUAAUGCUGCAGUUACCAUAAAGUUUCUAAAGUUCUUCCAUAUCUUACUAAUGCAUACACUGUUAAUUAUGAAAUAUUUUUAAAUUGUUACUUCACGAUGAUCAACGGUUGAUUAUGAGUGGCUAAACUUAAUUUUAUAGUUAAAUGGUACUGGGGUUCAGUAUAAGGGUUUUUAAAAUAUGCUGAUAUUGUUAGCCUUUCAUUCACUACCUCCUAAAUUUUUAACAUCUUUGCAGUUUUCUCCUUGGAAGAAAAUACUUAAAGGCUUGACUGUUUUAUAUAGAUUUUAUCUUUAGCUAAAAAAAACCCAGAAAAAUCCAAAAGUGAUAGUGAGGAUGCUACGCAUGAUUGACAAUAUUACGCUGCUAUUAAUGUAAUCUUUGUGUAUUAAGUAUCCUGUAUAUGUAAAUUGUAUUUUCAAUCCAGAUUUUAUAAAUUAAUUUAUAAAUAUCCAAAUUAUUUCAAAAUGGAAUGGAAAACUAAAAUUCCUUUGACUAGUGUUAACUGUUGUGACCAUGCACAGUGGGGGGACAAGUCAUUCCUUACUUGUGACUGGGAGACUUAAGUGCACCUUAAUAGGAAAAAAAGAACAAAUUCUUAAUAGAAUUAAGAUGCAUUUAUUUUGAAGUUCUGCUAUGGUACUGGAUAAGUCAAGCCUAACUGUGAAUCAUAUGUUUUUUCCACAACUGAAUUAAAUUUAGGACAAUGUUCUCACAAGCUGUCUUUAACAUACGUGUAUUUUUGUGAAUAUUAUGUAUUUUCUAAUUAAAUUUUACUUGCAAUGUGAUUUUUACAUGAAUGAACUUGUUUAAAAUGUCAAAUAUCAGUAUUUUUCUUACAACUUUAAUGUAUAAUGUACAUUGAUAUCUCACUGAAUGAAGAUUGAUUUUACAAAAUCAAGCUAGCUGUAGUUGUAUAUUAGUCUUAUAUUUUUACA
Messenger RNA from Chroicocephalus ridibundus (black-headed gull), 5267 nucleotides. RefSeq names its product par-6 family cell polarity regulator beta (gene PARD6B). Gene Ontology annotation, molecular function: protein binding. Gene Ontology annotation, biological process: establishment or maintenance of cell polarity; regulation of cellular localization; centrosome cycle. Bases 235 to 1353 code for a protein of 372 amino acids. NCBI's taxonomy places the organism in Eukaryota, Metazoa, Chordata, Aves, Charadriiformes, Laridae. Gene Ontology annotation, cellular component: cell cortex; nucleus; apical plasma membrane. The transcript is spliced from 3 exons. The record is from RefSeq and is a predicted model, not a curated record.